AUGGAGGACGAGGAGGAGGAGGAGAUCACCGCCGCCACGCUGCGGGGCAAGCCCCGGCCGCCGCCCAUCUCGGCGCUGUCCGCCUUCAGCUUCGUCCCGCCGCGGCGCCAGGACCCCAAGGAGCACAGCUACUACUACCGCCAGAGCCAGACAGGAAUUAUUUCCCUGUAUGACUGUGUCUUUAAGAGGAGCCUAGAUUAUAAUCAGAAGUUGCAUCGAGACGACAGAGAACAUGCAAAAAGCCUGGGACUUCACGUUAAUGAAGAGGAACAGGAAAGGCCGGUUGGAGUGCUGACAUCUUCUGUGUAUGGCAAGCGCAUCAACCAGCCCAUUGAGGCCCUGAACCGGGACCACGGCCGCGCCAACCACGUCCAGGCUGACUUCUACAGGAAGAAUGACAUCCCCAGCCUCAAAGCACCCGGCUUUGGGCACAUCACUCCAGCCUGAAGCCAUCCCUGUGGCCCGUGGAGCACGUCGGGUGUGCCGCUGGCAGCUGAGAGUGCCCAGAGCCUUAUUUCCCCUUUCCACAACAUCUAGUAGCUGUAGUAAGGUCUUUGCUGCAUCUUGACUGUGGGAAGGGUGAACAGACCAGCAGCUUUCUCUCAGGCUGUCUUGGUUAAGAACCUGGCCAACCUCCUUUAAUACCUCUUAGGACUAUCUAGUGUGAUGAUUUUCACCUGGAAUUAUUUAGGAUUAAAUGAUCCUGGAGACUAAUUCACUGUGAGCACCUGAAUAA
Carlito syrichta (Philippine tarsier) is the source of this 736-nucleotide messenger RNA. It is a transcript of the gene CFAP90, whose product is annotated as chromosome unknown C5orf49 homolog. Lineage: Eukaryota; Metazoa; Chordata; Mammalia; Primates; Tarsiidae. The transcript has 3 exons. The record is from RefSeq and is a predicted model, not a curated record. The coding region runs from base 1 to 447 and encodes 148 amino acids.